Adelges cooleyi (spruce gall adelgid) is the source of this 2895-nucleotide messenger RNA. RefSeq names its product longitudinals lacking protein, isoforms A/B/D/L-like. Gene Ontology annotation, cellular component: nucleus. Gene Ontology annotation, biological process: regulation of transcription by RNA polymerase II. The transcript is spliced from 4 exons. NCBI's taxonomy places the organism in Eukaryota, Metazoa, Arthropoda, Insecta, Hemiptera, Adelgidae. The record is from RefSeq and is a predicted model, not a curated record. Bases 711 to 2144 code for a protein of 477 amino acids. Gene Ontology annotation, molecular function: protein binding.
GUGUCCGCAUGCGCGUGUGUGUGUGUAUGUAUGUAGUGGAAAUGACUGUGUGUGUGUGUGUGUGUGUGAAUAGUGAACCGUUCUGUAUAGCGCGUGCGUGCGAACGAGUGUGUUGUGUUUGGUCCUUUUUUUCGUACACACACACACGCAUAUAAUAUAUAUAUAUAUACAUCCUAUUAUCUGUCGUACGGGUUCGGAAUUGGUUUUUAAGGUGUGUGUGUGUGUGUGUGUAUGAGUUCAUGAACGUGUGUGUGUGUUCUGGUGUUUGUGAUGUCCGAACGGACGAAAAUAUCGUCGCCGAGUAGAUCUGCGUAGCCGAGAGAGCAAAAAUAUAAUUAAAUAAAAGAAAAAAACCGGAGAAGAAGACGCGUUAGUCGCCGCUACAUACACACCGUAUCAUCGUCGAAGUCAUCGUUGAACACCGGGCGUUUUCAAAAACUGGUGUCCCCCGCCGAAUUCACGUUUAAUGAUAAGUCAAAAGGAAAUAAGAUUAUUGAUAUUUAUACAUUGAUCGAUAGUAAAAAAUCGCAAAGUCGCCGCCGAACAGUGCACCAACGCAAACCGUUAGGUUCGUGUGUUUUAGUGCGCGUUGCUGAAAAUUCCGUCCCGUAUGUGCUCUCGUACCGUGCCUGCGGUAUAAUAUUGAUCAUUUUUGGCGAACAAAUUUAAAAAAGUUCGGAUCGUCCGAUACUUGGUCUUUAGAACCCGUCAUGUCCGUCAGCCAACAGUUUUGUUUGCGAUGGAACAAUCAUCAAAGGACCCUGAUUUCGGUGUUCGACAGUCUUUUGGAAAGCGGUACCCUGGUGGACUGUACGCUGGCAGCCGAGGGACGUUACCUCAAAGCUCACAAAGUCGUCCUAUCCGCCUGCAGUCCGUACUUAGGGGUUUUAUUAAGUCAACAUCAAGAGAAACAUCCAAUUUUAAUUUUAAAAGACAUCAAGUUUCAAGAAUUAAAAUCCAUGUUAGAUUACAUGUAUCGAGGUGAAGUAAACAUUUCACAAGAAGAACUUGGAACCUUUUUAAAAGCAGCAGAAUCUCUUCAAAUUAAAGGUUUAACAGAGAGUGCCGGUAUUGGGGUUCGUGAAAAUUCAGAUUUUGAAGAUCCUGUAUCUAAAAGAUUUGAUCAUAGGAAGCAGCCACCUUCUCUAUCAUCUGUUAGCUCUAAUUCACCUACUACUUGGAGUCAAAAUGAAACUACUCGUACCUACUCAAGACCCAGAGAAGGUAGCUUAUCACCAACAACAAAAAAAAGAAAAUUACAACGAACAAAUGGUCCUGAAGAUCAUCAUCAAGAUAAUGGUGAUGAUAGUAUGACUGAAUCUGAACCUCAAGCUGUUGAAAAAUCGCCUACAAAUAAUAAUAAUAUCCCUUCUUCAGUCAAUAAAGUUAUUAAAAUGGAGCCUUACCGAAAGUCAUGUUCGCCAGAAAAAGAGUUUAAUAAGACGACUGAAAAUCAAAUUGUUAAGCCAAAAGUAGAAUCAAUUUCUGGUGACCGACAGGAAUGUUUGACUGAAAUGUCUUACGAUGAUAGUGUGGAUGAUAUGACGUUAGAAGAAGAAGAAGAAGAGUAUGAUGAAAACGAAGUAUCACAACCAGGAACUUCACAAGGAGAUACCAAUCAUAAUGCAAUAACAGCAUCAAAUUCAUGGCAGUUAGAAACAAGUAAUCAAGAUAGCACAAGUACUGUAAAUACGCCGAUGGAUUGCAAAGUUUCAGAUUCAGAUGCGUUGUCUGAGAAGUUUGAAUGCAAAUUGUGCGGCAAAGUGUACCAAUGGAAGCAAAGCUUAAAACGACAUAUACGCGAAGACCGUUGCGACAAAGGACCGCAGCAUGCGUGUCCUCGUUGCGGUAUGAGUUUCAAACAUACCAGUCGCCUAAAUAAACAUGUCAUACUGUGUCCACAUAUUGUGUUCGACGACAACCCAACAUCCUCAUCUACAGUAUCUGCAUCUACAUCUUCAACACCUACAGUACAGCGUAUACUCAAAUUACCCGCUCCGUGCCCCGAUGCAUUGCCAAUUACAUCAGUUUCCACAUCUUCGACCACAACGACAUCUCCAUCUCAAACAAUAUUGGUGUUACAUUUGAAAAACCAAAAUUUGGCACAAAAUUGGAAAUCGAACAUCCAAAAGUUAGGAAAUUAAUAUUUAUUAAUUUAACGAUUUUUCUUAAUGAUACAGUCAAUGUUCUUUUAUUUUCAUUAUACAUUUAUUUAUGUUCUUUAUAGCCAUAUUAAACAAUAAGCAAUUAAGCAUUUUUGCUAAUUCUUAAUGUAGUUAAUAUUGAAACACUGAUGAACAAAAUAUCAUGACUGUAGUAAAUAAUUCAUUUAAAUAUUCUGGAUUCAGGGUAGGAGUCGAACAUGGGUUGUUUUUUAUUGAAUAAUAGCAGAAUUAAACUUUCCGUUUUAUUUUCAAAACUAUACUAUUUAAUAUUCUCUUAUUAGUUACUACUCUGAUUCCAGGGUUAUUUCUGAACUAGUCAAAUAUGAAACAAAUCAUUCUAGUCUUUAUUAUUUCAUUAUUAAGUGCAAUUUACUGAAAAAUAAUUUUGAGUUUAGUAGUAGGAUAAGAAUGCGUAUAUUAAUUGAAGUGCACGGUACAAGAAGUGGUUAAUUUGAAUUUUGAUCAGAAAUUCCAGAAGUCUAUAAACUCCUUAAAAAAAUAAUUGCUAUACAUAUUUUGAUAAUUAUACUAAUCUAUUUACUAAAUAAGCUGAUAAUGAAGAAGUUCAAUUAUUCUUUUAUUAUACUGAGUCCUUCAAUUAUUGUACUUGCCUAUUAUUGAAUAAGCAUACAUAUUCUUGUUAAUUCAGUUUUAGAAUAUAUUUUUGAUUUGAUUUUUACAAUGUUUUCUUGAAUUCAUUCUAGUCUGUAGGGUAUCACACUGAUGUGUU